This is a messenger RNA of Aspergillus nidulans FGSC A4, 1241 nucleotides long. Its product is annotated as phosphosulfolactate synthase. Bases 111 to 1139 code for a protein of 342 amino acids. Lineage: Eukaryota; Fungi; Ascomycota; Eurotiomycetes; Eurotiales; Aspergillaceae. The record is from RefSeq and is a predicted model, not a curated record. The transcript is spliced from 4 exons.
UGAGACUCUCUACUACAGCUUACUUUAGUUGCAGCGCACCUAUCAAUUGACUUCAAGUAACCGAACCUUUACCGUAAAAUCAUCGUGACAUAAACUUAAAAAGAGCCACGAUGCUGUCCCCCAUAACUCGAGCCACUGCUCUUUCGUCGGGAAAGGCCCAGGGGUCGACUUUCCAGAGGGCUGCUGCACCGAUGAUGUGGUCCAAGGGCUUUUCAACCACUGCCCCUGGUUCCAAGAAAGCAGCUAUCCUGCUUCAAGACAAGUCUAACGGGUUUGGAUUUGCACGGUCAAAUCCUCGACCAAAGAAGCCGCGAUCACAGGGAGUAACUGAGAUUAGAGGUCCUUAUUACACAGUUAUGGGUAAGAGAUAUCUUGCCGAUAUUCUCGAGACGAUGGGCACACAUGUAGAUGGACUCAAAUUUGCCGGUGGCUCUUUCUCUCUCUUCCCAGAAAAGCCGCUGAGAGAAUUAAUCGACCUUGCACAUGAACACAGCGUCUAUGUCUCAACGGGCGGAUGGGCCGAGCAUCUCCUCACUCAUCCAGACCCAACCUCAGUCUUUGACAAGUACCUCACCAAAUGCGAAGACCUUGGGUUUGUCAUGCUCAACCUUGUUCCAUUCCGGGUUCUGACUUUGCACCACAGAUUCGAUGUUAUUGAGCUUUCGUCCGGAUUCCUCUCGAUUCCUGAAGACGACUGGCUUCGUCUGGUCGAUAAAGUUCAUUCGUACGGCCUAAAGGCGAAACCCGAGCUAGGAAUUCAGUUUGGGGCCGGCGGCGAUACCUCGGCGGCUGGUCUCGAGUCACUCGGCACGUCCGACCCUGGAAAACUGGUGAACCUGGGACGGAAGUUCUUGGAUGCGGGUGUGGAGCGUCUGAUGAUUGAGUCGGAGGGUAUCACAGAGAACGUCAAGUCAUGGAGGACGGACGUAGUGUCUAAGAUCAUGAAGGAGCUUCCGCCUGAACGGGUUAUGUUUGAAGCAGCAGAUCCCCAAGUCUAUACUUGGUACAUUCGAGAGUUUGGCAUCGACGUCAAUCUGUUCGUCGAUCAUAGUCAAAUUGUUCAGCUGUCUGGUUUGCGCCACGGCAUUUGGGGCACUGCAGAUACAUUCGGACGGCUUGUGUCUUUUCGGGCUGAGUGAGUUGGUGGAAACUGCUCAGUAGCUUAAACAAAAUUCAGUCGCGCUGUACCUUAGCUGCUGUACCUUAUCAAGACUGAGUCAAUGCCUUUGAACAUGAUUUCU